AGCUAUUUCUCCAUUCAGAAUUCGUCUUCCAUUCAUUCGUACGCUGGCUACUGAGCGAAAGCGAUCGCUCAGGAAUACGGAACGGAUCCGAGACCUUUUUUCGGGAGUGACCGCGGACUUUUGUCGGAGGGCGGAAUACCACUUAGCACUGGAGUGAGACUCCCAGGAAUUAGUGUUUCAAAAGCCAUCCAAAAAGUCAUUAGAAAGGUGUGAGAGUGCAUACAGAACGCCGUGGAAAACGGAUUUGUGGGUGUGGGUUGUGGUGUGCGGUGAUUAAAAUUCUGAAGGAUUACAAAACCCCGGAAGGAACUGAACCAAGGACGGCACUAGCAUCGAUUUUCCGCUAAAUUGACCUGGCGUUGGCAAACAACACUCGAAGAAAAAGAGCAUCCCCUUGUUCAGCAGUCAUCUAGGCGAAAAGCAGUGGCAGUGGCGCUGAGCGUGUUACAUAAUUCUAGGGGUUGUCACCUUCUUGCGAGAGUGAAUAAAGGAAAAGAGGAGGAUCCGUUUCGCGUGUAGGUGGUUCCCCCGUAAUUCGGGAGGUGGCAAAUCGUCAAUGGAAAAGCAGUGUGUAUUAUAAGCUGUCAUUGAGCAUCUUGAUGAGGGUAUUCAUCGACUUCGCCAGUGACGCACUGAUCGUAAGCACCGUCUUUCACAAGCACCUUACAGCAGCCUUUGAGCACGCCUUUGCACACUGUUGACCGCACAAUACACUAUUGUUUGCACUUUCGCACAAGAAUUCUCACCCAAAUGCCAUGCGAUAUCAAUGACUGUGAUUGCGGACAAUAAGCACCAUCACUAGCGCACCAGCACCGUUAGCACCAUCCUCCCCACGAAGGAGACCGUCCUUACCAGCCGUGUGUCGAUUAGAGUACAGCUGCACGUUCGAUUUCUUCGUUCUGUCUUGUGUUUCCCUGCAAGAUUUUGGUGCACGCGUGCAACCCGUAGAUUGAAAGAGGUAGAAGUGUGAAACAGCGACAAACACCCACAGACAAACAGACAGACUUCGAGGAGUUGCUCAAUCGAAUAACAUGGCCAAUACGGCGCAUCUUUUUCGCAGACAGAGCUCGCGGGAUUUGAUUCAGCAGGCCACGGUUCGCAGCUUGGAUGAGCUCGAGUUGAGGGAACUCCGAAGUCGUCUGGUUCGAGCUGAGAAUGGCAAUCGCAAUGUCGUGUACGGAGCAACCAAUCAGGCGUUCAUCUCUGACGAUGAUCCGCCGAUGGGGAGGAUCCUGGAUUUGGGUCCUAGUUCGGCACCGCCUACUACUCGAGUGCCACCAGGGAAGCUUCCGUCGCAGACUUCCGUUAUCGAUACCGUUGUGGAGGAAGCAGUUGUGCCGGAACGGCCGGAGGACGAACGCGAAAGCUGGGAUAGCAAGUGGACCUUCUUGUUGGCCACGAUCGGGUAUGCCGUCGGAUUGGGUAAUGUUUGGCGAUUUCCCUACCUAGCGCAGAAGAAUGGGGGAGGAGCCUUCCUGGUUCCGUACUUUGUGAUGUUAUUGCUUCAGGGAAUUCCGAUAUUCUAUCUUGAGUUGGCGAUCGGUCAACGGUUGCGGAAGGGUGCGAUCGGCGUUUGGCACGAGGUGUCAGCGUACUUGGGAGGGAUCGGGAUAUCGUCCGCCUUCGUCAGCUACAUAGUGGCGUUAUACUACAAUACAAUUAUAGCGUGGUGCUUGAUCUACCUACUGCAUAGCUUCGAGUCUCCGCUGCCGUGGGCAGAAUGUCCCAAGAGACUGUACAAAAACUUCACCUACGACAUUGAACCGGAGUGUGUCGUAUCGUCGCCGACUAAGUACUACUGGUACCGGGAGACGUUGAGGGCUUCGCCUAGCGUCGACGAACCGGAAGCGAUCAACUACAAUGUCGCGAUAGCGUUGAUCACCGCAUGGUUCUUGGUGUACAUGUGUAUGGUCCAAGGGAUCACCGAGUCGAGCAAGAUCGUUUACGUGACGGCCAUCUUCCCGUACGUUGUGCUGAUCAUUUUCUUCUUCCGCGGGAUCACUUUGAAGGGAGCUGCGGAUGGCGUCAUGCACCUGUUCACGCCUCGCUGGGAGUCGAUCUUGGAACCGGUGGUGUGGCUUGAGGCCGGCACACAGAUCUUCUUUUCCCUAGGUCUAGCAUUCGGCGGACUGAUCGCGUUCAGCUCGUACAAUCCUGCAAACAACAACUGCUACCGGGAUGCGCUGGUGGUGUCCUUCACCAAUUGCAGCACUUCGAUGUUCGCAGGAGUCGUCGUAUUCUCCGUGAUCGGUUUCAAGGCUACUUCGAUAUUCGAUUCGUGCGUGAGCGAACGCGAUGCGCUGAUAGCCGCGAACAAAACGACGGAUCUGCCGGUUUGCGAUUUGCAGAAGGAGCUCGAAAACAGUGCAUCCGGUACGGGACUGGCAUUCAUAAUCUUCACGGAAGCGAUCAACCAGUUUCCGGCGGCACAGUUCUGGGCGGUACUGUUCUUCAUGAUGCUGUUCACGCUGGGAAUCGACUCGCAGUUUGGUACACUGGAAGGCGUCACCACAUCGCUGGUAGACAUGAAGCUGUUUCCCAACCUUCCGAAAGAGGUUAUCACUGGGGCUCUCUGCCUAUCGUGCAGCGUUCUGUCCAUGUGCUUCGCAAACGGCGCAGGCAGCUACAUCUUCCAGCUGAUGGACAGCUUCGCAGGAAACUACACACUGCUGAUCAUCGCCUUCUUCGAGUGCAUUGGCGUCAGCUACAUCUAUGGAAUCAAGAGGUUCGCCGACGACAUCGAGCUGAUGACGGGAUCCCGCCCGAACCUGUACUGGAUGCUCUGCUGGAAGUACAUCUCGCCGAUCGCCAUGAUGACCAUUUUGGUAGCGUCCUUCAUCGAGCUGGCGUCCGAGGGCAGCAGCUACCCCGGAUGGAACGCCCUCACUGGCAACACCGACAAACUGGAGUGGCCACACUGGUGUAUCGUGGUGGCCAUACUGUUGGUUGGUGUAUCGAUCAUUUGGAUUCCCGGAGUGGCGAUUUGUCGGUUAUGUGGCAUCAACGUGAUUGAGGAUUCGGAACCGGCGUGGUUCCCGACGGCCGAGCUACGGGACGUGCACGGAAUCGUGCCGCACGAGCCGACAGACAUCGAAAUAUCGUUGUUCUGCAUACGACCGGACGGAGCGGAAGGUUUGUGCUGCCCAACGUAUGGACCGCGGGAGCAACCGUUGGAUGAGGAAGAGGAGUAAACUCAGAGAGGGAAGCGGGUGACGAGAUGGGAGAAUAGCCUACCUAGAAGACAAUAAGCGUUGUCCGAUUCUUGGGUCAAGCUGUAACAAGGUGUUACAAGGUGGAUAAUGUGGCAGCGAAGACGUGACAAUAGUUAGUUAGAAGGACAAUUAGACUAGUCUAGCGUGUGGUUGAAGGAAUUAUCAGCUAACAUAUUCAAAUUAUACAUUUUAAGGUUGAGGGACGAACCGGGUGAGCAUAUGUGCUACAUUUGAUCGGAUUAACCAAAUGAAACAAUAUUUUGAAACGUUAUUAAGCUAACUCGAGACAUACAAACAGCAAUCCAUGUUUAUUUAUAUAGAUU
This is a messenger RNA of Aedes aegypti (yellow fever mosquito), 3535 nucleotides long. Its product is annotated as sodium-dependent neutral amino acid transporter B(0)AT3. NCBI's taxonomy places the organism in Eukaryota, Metazoa, Arthropoda, Insecta, Diptera, Culicidae. Gene Ontology annotation, cellular component: membrane. The coding region runs from base 1032 to 3191 and encodes 719 amino acids. The record is from RefSeq and is a predicted model, not a curated record. Gene Ontology annotation, biological process: sodium ion transmembrane transport. The transcript has 10 exons.